Messenger RNA from Trichoplusia ni (cabbage looper), 2083 nucleotides. Its product is annotated as glucose dehydrogenase [FAD, quinone]-like. The record is from RefSeq and is a predicted model, not a curated record. Bases 34 to 1866 code for a protein of 610 amino acids. Gene Ontology annotation, molecular function: flavin adenine dinucleotide binding; ecdysone oxidase activity. NCBI's taxonomy places the organism in Eukaryota, Metazoa, Arthropoda, Insecta, Lepidoptera, Noctuidae. The transcript is spliced from 3 exons.
AUCAUUUAAUAAUAUUUAUUUUUGUUUAGAAGGAUGAUUAUCAGUCGAGGCUUAUCAGCUAUAGGGGUGCUCUCCCUGCCAACACUGAUGAGGCUCAUCCAAGUGCUGAUUAGCCUUGUGACGCCAUCUAGUGUGGAAUAUCCAAAGCAGGCGGAAAUCAAACACGGACAAACCUUUGACUUCAUAAUAGUGGGCGCGGGUUCCGCAGGCUGUGUCCUCGCGAACAGACUGACGGAGGUAUCUGACUGGAAGGUGCUGCUCAUCGAGGCCGGAGGAGAUCCACCCAUCACUUCUAAUACUUUUUCGAUAUUAUUUAUAUUUCAGUUGCCAGCUCUGUUCAGCCUAGUCGACUACUCGUCUUCAGAUUGGAACUACUACACAGAGAAUGAUGGAUACACCAGCCAAGCUCACAGAACCAAAAACGUGCAUUUGACGAGAGGCAAAAUGUUGGGAGGCUCCAGCGGUGCCAACUAUAUGAUCUAUGUUAGAGGCAGCAGAGAAGAUUACGACGAUUGGGCGAAUCAAGGCAACGAGGGUUGGAAUUGGGACAACGUCCUCCAUUACUUUAAAAAGAGUGAACGUAUGAUUGACCCUAUAAUCUUAAACGGCGAAACAGCUCAAAAUCAUAACACUAAUGGCUACCUCGGAGUGACUAGACCCGAUUGGAAGGAGAAAACAGAACCCUUAUACGAAGCUUUUAAAGAAAACGGUCAUAGAAUACUAUCAGAUAUUCAUGGAGAACAGCAAGUUGGAUAUUAUUAUCCAACCUUCACUAUCGAUAAUCACAUACGACAAAGCACAGCUAAUGCUUUCCUGAGUCCUAUACGGGACCGUCCUAAUUUGUUUGUACUAAAAAAUACAUUAGCAAGAAAAGUCAUUUUUGAUGGCAAGAAAGCUAUAGGCGUCGAAGUCUUAUUGCCUGGCGGAAAAGUAUCAGAAGUAUUUGCAAAUAAGGAAGUGAUAUUAUCAGCAGGUACUAUAAACAGUCCUCAGUUACUUAUGCUAUCAGGGAUCGGUCCAGCUGCACACUUAGAAGAAAAUAACAUUGAUGUACUAAUAGAUUCCCCGAACGUAGGUGAAAACUUGCAAGAUCAUGCUUGUGUAUUGUUGAUUGUAGCUGGAAAAAGGAAUAUCGUAUCGGCCGUUCAGAAUCUCGCUGGCUUCGUGCAUUUAGAUUCAUUUCCAUCGCCGGUCGUAGCAGGCCACGUAGCACUCGAUAGAAAGCAAACCUACCCGGACUAUCAGGCAGUACUCUUUGUUGAACCAGCCGCGUCAUUAACUGCCUCCAUAAUCUGUGCUACUGUUGUAGGACUAGAAUAUUCCAUUUGUAACGAAAUAUCUUAUGCAAUCCAAGAUAGGGAAUCAUUGAUUGUAGCGAUGACUUUAUUAAAACCUGAUUCUAAAGGCAAGAUUGAACUGAAGAAUAAAGAUCCACUUGAGAAGGUGAAGAUAUACAGUGGGUUUUAUAGUAAUAAAAACGAUUUGGAGCAACAUGCGCGUUCCGUAGAAGAUUUUAGUACAAUAGUCAACACCACAUACUUCAAGAGUGUUGGAUCUGAAUUAGUUAACGUGAAUCUUGAAGCCUGUAAGAAUUUUACGUAUGGAACUCAUGAUUACUGGAAGUGUUAUGCUUUAAACAUGGUGAGUACGCUCUGGCAUCCUGUUGGCACGUGUGCUAUGGGUCCUGAGGGGGUCGGUGUUGUUGAUGAGAGGUUGAGGGUCAGGGGAGUGACUGGUCUAAGAGUAUCUGAUGCUAGUAUUAUGCCGGCCAUCACUCGCGGGAAUACGAAUGCACCAACAAUUAUGAUAGCGGAAAAGACAGCUGAUAUGAUCAAACUUGACCAUGGCAUCAGUAUAGAGGUUUGAAGUAAGCAGUUUCGUGGUAGGAUAUUUAAGAGAAUUGAUGUUCAUCCACACUAUAAGAGAUUAACACAGCUUUAUAUUUGGUUUUGUGAUGUAAACAUAUUUGUUUUAAAUAUUAAUACUUAAUUGUAGUUGCCAUUUUGCCAAUAAAUUUUCUUGUUGAAUACUGUUUGGUCUCAUGUUUUUUAUUCCCAAUGUUGUUAUAAUAUUUAAUUUAUUU